AGCUGAAAAGAAAUAUGCCAGCAUACUUGGCUUCUUGGAGGGCUUCUCCAUGUGUCUUUAGAUCCUCCAAAUCGGAACUCAUGCCAAAUCUAGCCAGUGAUGGAGUUGUCUGUGCUCCGCUUCAAACAUUCACCGAAGAGGAGACAAUGCUGAAAAAUAUGGUGACAAAAUUUGCUCAGGAACGAGUUGCACCUUUGGUACAAAAAAUGGAUGAGAAUUCGAAAAUGGAAGACUCUGUAAUACAGGGAUUGUUUGAGCAAGGGCUGAUGGGUAUUGAGCUUGGGGAAGAAUAUGGAGGAACUGGAGCUUCAUUUUUUUCAAUCAUAUUGGUAGUAGAAGAAUUGGCCAAAGUUGAUCCAGCUGUAGCUCUUCUAUGUGAACUCCAGAAUACACUAACAAAUAAGUUGUUUACCACAUAUGGAACAGAAGAGCAAAAGAGAACUUACUUGCCCAGAGUCGCUAAAGAUACAAUAGGCAGUUUCUGUCUUUCGGAGGCUGGAUCUGGCAGUGAUGCUUUUUCUUUGAAGACUCGGGCUGAAAAGAAGGGAGACUACUAUAUUAUCAAUGGCUCAAAGAUGUGGAUUAGCUUAGCAGAACACGCAGGAGUUUUCUUUGUGAUGGCAAAUACAGAUCCGUCCUUAGGGUACAGGGGAAUUACAUGCUUCAUAGUAGAUCGCAACACAGAGGGACUACAUGUAGGGAAGAAGGAGGACAAGCUUGGAAUCAGAGCGUCUUCUACCUGCCCAGUAACAUUUGAAAACGUUAAGGUUCCUGAGACCAAUAUCCUGGGACAGGUUGGACAAGGCUAUAAGUAUGCAAUUGGAAUGCUAAAUACCGGCAGAAUAGGUAUCGCUGCACAGAUGUUAGGACUGGCACAGGGGUGUUUUGACCACACGACUCCCUACACAAAGGAGAGAGUCCAGUUUGGGAAAAGCGUAUUUGAUUUCCAGGGGAUGCAACAUCAGAUAGCUCAGGUAGCCACACAGUUGGAGGCAGCAAGGUUGCUGACCUACAACGCAGCCCGUCUUGCGGAAACAGGAAGGCCAUUCAUAAAGGAGGCCAGCAUGGCCAAAUACUAUGCUGCUGAGGUUGCAACACUGACAACUAGUAAAUGUAUUGAAUGGAUGGGUGGCGUUGGAUUCACAAAAAAUUAUCCGAUAGAAAAGUACUAUCGUGACUGCAAGAUAGGUACAAUAUAUGAAGGAACUUCAAAUAUCCAGUUGAGCACCAUUGCAAAAAGUUUAGCACAGGAGUACUGAAACCAUAAGGACUUCUUGACUGUUAACAGAAAUUAUUUUGCUAAACAUUCAUUGUGAAUUACACAUUUAUUUGUAAUUAAAAAAACCAUAAAGAAUACAUCAUCACAGACAAAAUCAUAAGGAAAACCAUGAAUUCCCCAUUUCAGGACAGUGAGUAAUUCAUGCGAAAUCGUGAAUUCCACAUGCAAAUCGAAAUCAUGGGUUAAAAAUAUUUCUUUCUGCCUGAGACACUUCUAAGCUAACACAUUGGCUGAAAUUAUUUUGUUGCUUUAGGUUAUACAAACAGUGUAUCUCCACUUUGAGAUUUCAAAGUGAAAAGAAGCCAAAUCUUUGGCUUGCCUGGUGUGAAAGGUUCUGUUAAGCCACCUGGGAGAAAGGACUCUACAUGUGCUGCAGAACUGUUGCAUGGCGUGAAGCUGCUGUUUGUUCGUGAUGCCCUUUAUUAGCAUGGGGUACAGGUGAGGUAUGUGGAAAGAGUAAUGGUUUCCUCUCUUCCAGGUGGAGCGAUGUCUGUGGAGCUGCUGUAAUUGGAGUAAUUUUUAUAGCAGCCCUUAGUGUGUUCUUAAGUAUAUCUUGGUAAUUAAGCCCUUCCAGCCCCAGUUUGUAGUACUGAAAGGUGGAUACUAUCUGCCUCCCUUUCCAGCCUUCUCAGCUGUUAAGGGUUUUAAUCUAAGAGGCUAUUUAUAGUUCUUCUUUCAUAAAAGGUUGAGUUGAAAUCUUUGUGAAAUGGGGUUAAAAAAGCUCUAGUAGUUGUGCAAAAGACAGAGAUAUAAGCUACGUAAUAGGAAUGCUGUGAUACUACCUCACAGUGGCCUUUCCACGUUCAAUGCAUUUUACAAACUUUAAUCCUCAGAGCCUUCCUGGGAGUUAGGGAGGGACUGUUAAUUUGCAGCCCAGAAAACUCACUCAUGGAAGUUAGUGGUUCUCUAGCAAAGUUUUUCUCCUUUUGAAAGAGAGAGGAAGAG
This is a messenger RNA of Pygoscelis adeliae (Adelie penguin), 2224 nucleotides long. RefSeq names its product acyl-CoA dehydrogenase, short/branched chain (gene ACADSB). NCBI's taxonomy places the organism in Eukaryota, Metazoa, Chordata, Aves, Sphenisciformes, Spheniscidae. Gene Ontology annotation, cellular component: mitochondrion. The transcript has 11 exons. Gene Ontology annotation, molecular function: acyl-CoA dehydrogenase activity; flavin adenine dinucleotide binding. Bases 15 to 1259 code for a protein of 414 amino acids. The record is from RefSeq and is a predicted model, not a curated record.